Molecule: messenger RNA, 1951 nt
Organism: Brassica rapa (field mustard)
Lineage: Eukaryota; Viridiplantae; Streptophyta; Magnoliopsida; Brassicales; Brassicaceae
Product: beta-glucosidase 15
Biological process (GO): carbohydrate metabolic process
Molecular function (GO): beta-glucosidase activity
Source: RefSeq, a predicted model, not a curated record
CCCCCCCCCCCAUUCACUCUCUCGGAUUAUCUUAAUAAAAUUUAUUUACUUAUAGAAUCACAAAACUAGUGCAAACCCAACUUCAUCAUUUUCGGAAUGAAAGCAUAACUGAAAACAAAAGAAAAUUAAUGAGAGGAGAAUAUCUUUCUUUACUAGUGCUCAUUGUCUUGGCCUCCAGUGAAGUACUUGCCAAGAACAACUCUUCAACACCUAAAUUAAGAAGAAGUGAUUUUCCAGAAGAUUUCGUUUUUGGGUCUGCAACAUCUGCUUACCAGAUUGAAGGAGCUGCCCAUGAAGAUGGUAGAGGACCCAGUAUAUGGGAUACAUUCUCUGAAAAAUACCCAGAGAGGAUAAAUGAUGGUAGCAAUGGGUCUGUUGCAGAUGACUCUUACCAUCUUUACAAGGAAGAUGUGGCUUUAUUGCAUCAAAUUGGCUUCAAUGCUUACAGAUUCUCUAUCUCAUGGUCGAGAAUAUUGCCUCGAGGGAAUCUAAAAGGAGGAAUUAACCAGGCUGGUAUUGACUAUUACAACAACUUGAUCAAUGAGCUUUUGUCCAAAGGAAUUAAGCCCUUUGUCACCAUUUUCCAUUGGGACACACCACAAAGCCUUGAAGAUGCUUACGGUGGAUUCCUUGGCGCAAAAGUUGUAAACGAUUUCCGCGAUUAUGCGGAUAUUUGCUUUAAGAAUUUUGGAGAUAGAGUGAAGCACUGGAUGACAUUGAACGAACCACUGGCUGUGGUGCAACAAGGGUAUGUUGCAGGUGGAUUGGCUCCAGGAAGAUGUUCCAAAUUCACAAACCCUAAUUGCACAGGCGGAGAUGGAGCCACCGAGCCUUAUAUAGUGGGUCACAAUCUCAUCCUUGCUCAUGGAGCCGCCGUAAAAGUCUACAGAGAAAAAUACAAGGCAUCUCAAAAAGGUCAAGUUGGUAUCGCUCUGAACGCGGGUUGGUACUUGCCGUAUACAGAAUCAGCCGAAGAUAGGUUAGCUGUGGCACGAGUCAUGGCAUUCACAAUUGACUACUUUCUGGAGCCACUUGUGACUGGUAAAUACCCAGUGGACAUGGUCAACAACGUAAAAGGCGGUCGUUUGCCUACGUUCACAGCAAAACAAUCUAAGAUGCUAAAGGGCUCAUAUGAUUUCAUUGGAAUUAAUUAUUACUCUUCUGCUUAUGCAAAAGAUGUCCCCUGCUCUAACGAAAAUGUUACACUCUUCUCUGAUCCUUGUGCCAGCGUCACAGGUCAGUUUUCGCAUCAUCCAAGUUACUUUUAUCAUUUUAAAAUAAAUAAAUCGAAAUUUUACAAGCAAAGUAUGUUAACAGGUGAAAGAGAAGGAGUUCCCAUCGGUCCAAAGGCUGCAUCAGAUUGGAUUUUGAUAUAUCCAAAGGGAAUUCGUGAUCUUCUCCUCUAUGCAAAAUACAAGUUCAAAGAUCCAGUCAUGUACAUAACCGAAAAUGGUAGAGAUGAAUUUAAUACCGGUAAAAUAUUUCUUAACGACGGCGACAGAAUCGAUUACUAUGCUCGACAUCUUGAGAUGGUUCGAGACGCGAUCUCGAUUGGAGCUAAUGUGAAGGGAUUUUUUGCGUGGUCGUUGUUGGACAACUUCGAAUGGGUAAAUGGAUAUACCGUUCGUUUCGGGCUGGUUUACGUCGAUUUCAAAGAUGGAUGUAAGAGAUACCCCAAAAAAUCAGCUGAUUGGUUCAAAAAGUUUUUGAAUCAAAAGAAAAACAGUUGAUGGAAAUUGCACCAUUCCGUUUUAAUAAUAUCUCCGUAUUAUUGUUAUCUUUAUCGGUUGGAUAUAAUAAAAUACUUUUGUUUAACUUUUUAGCUGGAAGUAAUAAGAUGAGCAUUGUAAAUACAAACUAGAUCUUGAUCCGCACAACCGCGCGGGUGUUUGUUUUCAGUUUUAUAUACAUAUUUGUUAAAUCAUUAAUAGUAUAUAAAUUUUAUCGUUAA